AUGGCUGGAGGAGCAGGGGAACCUCACACCCCCCUGCAGCACUCCCGGCUGCGGGCUGAGGAGAAGACCCUGGAUUUUGAGUUUGAGGUGGUGAGCGCCCAGUUCAACCAGCGGGGUCGCUACUGCCUGCGGCUCACGGUGGAGAACCCGCUGCUCCAGGGCUCCGGGGCCGGCGUCCAGCUCCGGGUGGGCAGAGGGGAAGUCAUCCAGAGCAGCACCUGCACCACUGACAUCAUCCAACAGGGUAACCUUGACCAGAUCUACUCCUUCCAGAGGAGGAAAUUCACCUUUACCCUGCCCAGAGGUUUCUGCAAGAACGACAAGAACCACGACGUGCGGCUCCACCUCGAGGUCCUGCGGUUCCCGGCGAGAGCAGAGAGGGCGAAGAGGAGCAGACGGGUGGGAGAAGCUUACUUUGCCAUCUACCCCCGCCCCGACCAGCCCCGAAUGAAGCUCUCAGCAGGGCGGGACGAGGACUGGUACCGCUACAGCUCGGUGCUGGCUUUGCUGCGGGCGGGCAGCGAGCAGCCUGCCAUGCACUGCGGCCGUCUGGCUUUCACCGCCUCCCUGCAUGAGCACCGGCCACCCCCUCCGCUCUCCCCCCCCCUUCCGCUGUCCCCCGGCACCCAGAGGGACCGCAGAGGGGCUGGCACUGCCCCAGCAUCUUCAUCAUCCCUGGCCAUCCCUGCCCUCAGCCGCUCGCUGCCGACGCCUGAGUCUGCUUAUCACUCGCUGCCCCCCGAGGGUCGUGCCCGCUCCCCCCAGAGACUUCGGGCUGACCCUGCGCUCAGCUCCUCCCCGGAGCUCCCGGGUGAGUCAGCAGAGGAACGUCCUUCCUCCUCCUCCUCCUCCUCCUCUUCCUCGCUGCCUGCCCCAAGGCGAGCGCUGAGCUGCAGCAGCUUCCACCUCUUCUCUCCAGGCUCCAGCCCAGACCUGGCCUCCUCGCUGGUGCAGGUAUCCGAGUCCCCUGCUGGGAGAGAGGAACCCAGGCCUGCAGGGGGGGCUGGCAGGGGGCAUGUGGCCCAGGUGGGGAAAGAAGCCAUCACUGUCACCCUCCACGGUGCCACCAACCUGCCAGCCACACGGGAGGGCCGGGUGCCGUGGCCCUAUGUCAUCGUUAAGACCAGCAGAGGGGAUGAGCAGAAAGCAGAGACCACACGUCCAUCCUGGGUGCCCACCCACUCACCCAGCUGGGGGGAGGAGCUGACGGUGGAGAUGGAUGCUGAAGACGUGGGGAGGGCAGCCCUGACUCUCACCCUGGCAGACCAAGCCACCAAAGAGGCCCUGGGGACAUUCCAGCUGCCAGUGAGGCACCUCCAGCCCUUCCAGCCCCACCACUGCAGGCUGGUGUUGCCCAGGCCACAGGACCCCGUGGGGACAGUCCUGCACGUCACCAUCACCCGCAAAAGGAGCUUCCUCCCUCCCUGCCCUGGAUUCAGCCACCUGGCCCUGGAGGUGCUGCUGCAGGGGUUGUCAGCCCCCUUGGCCAACCCCCCGGGGGUCCUGGUGGCCGUGGCCAGAGUGGUGACCAAGAUGCAGGAGUACAAGCACCUCAUGGAGAAGCAUCCCAUGGCCUGGCCAGGCGUCAGCCCCACCACCAUCACCUUCCCAGACCCUCCAGCAGCAGCUUUCAGCAUCACCCCAGCUGCCAACACUGGCUGCCCACAGAUGUCCCGACCAGCUGGGCCCUCAGAGCAGCCAACCUGGGACACUUCUUUCCUCUUCCAAGGCCGAGACCUGGUCACCAUCUUCUCUGAAGACACAGCCCUGGUGAUCGAAUAUUAUCCACACAAAGCCAUAUGGGAGGCUGCAGGCACCCUCAUUCCCAUGGGAUACUCGGUGCUGCCCCUCACCAGCCGUGUUUUCCGGGCGCUGGUGGCACGGAAGGGCAGGAUGCAGGUGGAUGGCCUGGCUGUGCAGGGCACCCACCUGAAAACCACCAGUGGGGCCAGCCCGACCGUGGGGCUCUGCCUGCAGCUCCUCCCAUCAGAGCUCCACCGAGACGAUGGGUCCCUCCCGGAGGCUGAGGCAGUGACCAGCAUCCUGCCUGGAAAACAACCCUUCCCGCAGGGAACAGGAGCUCCACCAGAGGGACACAGGUCCCAGGAGAUCAGCAGGGACUCCCAGGAGCUGGUGAGUGCUGGGCAAACUGGAGGGGAGGGGGACACCAGGGACACGAGGAGGGACAGCAGUGUCCCCGAGGCUGCCCUGGGGACAGAGGCCAGGCUGCUGCUGGAGGGGAGCAGGUACCGCCUGGCCCUGCAGAGGAUGGCAGGGGACAUCCUGUCCCUGCGCCAGCAGAUCAUCAGCCUGGAGGUGGAGAACGGGCACCUGCGGCGCAGCGUGGCCAGGCAGGAGGAGCUGGGCCAGGCUCUGCUCACCGAUGGGGACCUGGACGUCAUGACUCGGGAGGAGCUGCUGGACAGGCUGGCCACCCUGAAGGGCAAGCUGGCAGCCAGCACGGUGGAGACGAGGGAGCUGAAGGACCGUGUCCAGCAGCUGCAGAACGAGCUGAUCCGGAAAAACGACCGGGAGAGGGAGCUGGUGCUGCUCCAGCGAGCCCACCGGCAGCAGCAAGCUGCCCUGAGGAGGUGCCAGCAGAAGGUGGCCAAGAUGAAGGGCUUGGAGGAGACGGUGCGGCAGCAGGAGAAGGUGAUCGAGGUGAUGGAGAGGGUGCUGCAGGAGAAGCUGGCCGGGGUGGGCAGGAGCACGGAGAAGCCGGCAGGUGAAGCCCUCUCCGGGGAGGUCUACACCGCCCUGCUGGCCGAGAACCGCAAGCUGCGGGAGGAGCUGGCCGGGCCACCCCGCCCCUCGCCCCCCACAGCCCCCCGGCCCCCAGCCUUGACGGGUGGGUUUGGUGGCCCGGAGAAGCUGUCGCUGCUGGCCAAGCUGGAGGAGGCACAAACCCGAGGGCGGGCGCUGGAGAGGCAGAACCUGCUGGCGAUUCCCCCUAGAAGAGGCCAUCCCCUGCCCCCCCUGCCCUAG
Messenger RNA from Apus apus (common swift), 2985 nucleotides. It is a transcript of the gene CCDC33, whose product is annotated as coiled-coil domain containing 33. Gene Ontology annotation, cellular component: peroxisome. The record is from RefSeq and is a predicted model, not a curated record. Bases 1 to 2985 code for a protein of 994 amino acids. The transcript has 21 exons. NCBI's taxonomy places the organism in Eukaryota, Metazoa, Chordata, Aves, Apodiformes, Apodidae.